Molecule: messenger RNA, 641 nt
Organism: Centruroides sculpturatus (bark scorpion)
Lineage: Eukaryota; Metazoa; Arthropoda; Arachnida; Scorpiones; Buthidae
Gene: mRpS33
Product: 28S ribosomal protein S33, mitochondrial-like
Exons: 3
Coding region: 98-493 (131 amino acids)
Cellular component (GO): mitochondrion
Source: RefSeq, a predicted model, not a curated record
AUAUCACGACAGGAACAAUUAGGUUUUAUCUCACUAGAGGGCUUUCACUCUCGUGUGUGUUUUAUGCACAUGCUAUUAUGUAUUGAUAUAGUUAUGCAUGAAAUAUUCAGAAAUAUUGAAUCAUUUGUUAGUAUACUAUAAAAGAAGAACAAUGGCAAGUGGUUCAUCGAUGUCGAAUUAUGCUAAAAGAAUGGCGUAUUUAAGUGCUCGUAUAUUUGGUGAAGUGGCUCGUCCUACUAAUUCGAAAUCCAUGAAAGUCGUAAAGUUGUACAGUGAACGGCCUGUAGACCUUAGAGAAGAAAUUAUCAAUUGGUAUCCACCUCAUCCUCAGAUUCGAAUUUUAAUGUGGCGUUUGAGAGAUUAUGGCUUAUUCAGAGAUGAACAUCAAGAUUUUAAAGAUGAAAUGAACAGAUUAAGAGAGCUCCGAGGAAAAGGACGACCAAAGCGGGGAGAAGGAAAAAGAGCAAAAUUGGCAAAAAGUUCAGAAUCAUAAACAUGUUUGUAACUUAUUAUUGAUAUUUGCAUUUUAGAAUAAAAUAUUAAAACUUAUUUCAAUCAUUUUCUAGUAAAAAUAUAAUUGUCUGUACAAAGACUGUUGUCAAACAACCAAAAUUACUAAUAAUUAAAAAAUAAUGAAAUCU